ACGGCCUGGAUCCUUCCGCGGGGCGCGCUUGCGGAGAGCAGCUAUUCUAUGCUGUAUGUAUACUUGCUGAGUUUGCUGAGAUCAUGCUUCGGCUUCGACUUCUGACAUGGGACGUGAAGGACACCCUUCUGCGGCUCCGGAUCCCGGUGGGUGAGAGCUAUGCUGCCGAAGCUCUAGCCCAUGGCCUCCAGGUGAGAGCAGAAACUCUCAGCCGAUCAUUCCACCAGGCCUACAAAGCCCAGUGCCAGUGUCUGCCCAACUAUGGUAUCAAUCAUGGCCUCUGCUCCAGGAAGUGGUGGUUGAGGAUCAUCAUGGAGACCUUCCGCCGCUCUGGAGUCCAUGAUGAUGGCAUUCUUCAGCCCAUUGCAGAGAAGCUGUACUGGGAUUACUGCCGUGCAGAUUACUGGGAGCCGCUUCCAGGGGCCAGGGAGACACUGCAGCAGUGCUGGGAGUUGGGCCUCCCCAUGGCAGUCAUCUCCAACUUUGACAGGAGGCUGCAGGCAAUUCUGAGCCUGUGCAGCCUCCGGCAGUACUUCCAGUUUGUUUUGUGCUCGGAAGAGGUGGGCUUUGCCAAGCCAGACAAACGGAUUUUUCUGAAAGCCCUUCGCAUUUCUGGAGUGCCCCCGCAGCUGGCUGCGCAUGUGGGGGAUCACUAUCUGAAGGACUACAGGGCAGCUAGGGAAGUGGGGAUGCACGGCUUUCUCCUGAAGACUGCUGACCAGCCUGCAGAGUGGGAUGUGGAGCUGCCAGAAGAGCAUGUCCUGCCCUCACUUCCUCACCUGCUGUCACUUAUAGAGAAGGAGUAGGAGAUGGACUCUGAGAAGAGCCUGCAAACUCACUGACUGGGUCUUUUCCAGCCUGAUCCAUUUAAGUCGUUAAAGGCAGGGUUGGUUCAUUUGGGUGCCACGCUAGCUACAUUCAAAAAGCAAAAUGCAACUGAAGUAUGUCAGAGGGGAAGGACCAGAGCCAUGGACCCAGUGCGGCAGGAUUUGUGCUCUCCAUUGGAGGCCUCCUGUUCAUUUCUAGAUCCCAUAAACAAGACCCUUUUGUGUUGGGUGUAGCAAGACAAAUUCCGUGUUUUUUAAACUCCUCUAGUAGCACUCAUUUAAAUCAAGCAUGGUUGAUUACCGUGCCAAGUCUUUCACAGUCCUGACAGUACUAAUUCUUAAAUUCUGUUAACCCAUUAGCAUUCCAUUUUAUAGGUGUAUGGGAAACUAAAGAUAGAGAAAUAACCUGUCCGGGACCAUGACAUGCCAUACAUCUCUGCGAAAGGAGGUGGUCGCACGGGAACACGAGUUUUUCAUCAUGGGGGGCGGGGUGAAAUGGAAAUGAUUAAACCAGCUGGCCCUUAAGGGGGCUGCGAGGCCAUUAGCAGGCCCAAGAAGAGGAAUUGCAGUGUGUGGGAGUCCUAACUGACGAUACAUGGGAAAGGAGAAGUGCAGGGGGAGUAGGUCUCUUUGAACUCUCCUCUGAACUUUUCCCACACUGCAAGAAGCGAGAAUCAUCACUGCUCUUGGGGGUCCCAGCCCCACACGGGGGCCUGUUCCAGAUGGCAUUUUCCAGAGGAGUCUGCAGUACUAAAAGGCCUGGGGGAAGGGUUCCCUGCUGCUUACUCACUGAUCGGGGCAGGCUCUGUCCCCUCCUGCCUCCAUGUGGCCCGGAGUGUUAUGGCCCAACCCAUGUUGUUUCCACGCCAUUCCAUGAGGUAGGCCAGGCUGAGCAGAGGGGCUGGCCCAAGGAGGUGCCGCAGGGAGCUUCAUGAACUUGGGCUCUGCUCCCUUCCCACUCCAGGCAGCGUGCCCCUUAGACGACGCUAUGCUUCCCUAACAAGUCGCACCUCCAUUGUGAAGCUUUUGUCUUGCUCCACACACUGCUUGUUCCCAGGACCACCAACACAACUGAAUGUGCGAAUAAUGGGAAUGAGGCACAUGGAGGCUCCACUCACCCACUGAAUUUCCUGUUCAGUUUUUUGAAAACCUGAGUUGCUUAACUUAAUAUGCCCUUCAGAAUGUGACAAACCCUCUUCUGGGAUGCUACAGCAGGAAAACCGAGGGAAAAGUGCAGAAUAUUGUAUUAGACGCAGAAUCCAACUUCGUAAGAAUAAUUUUAAAAAGUUUCUAGUACUCAUGGCUGCAAACAUAUGCUUGGAAAUUUGUGGGUAACGGAUGUGAGCUCUCAGAGGCUGUGUAAAUUUUCAGUGGUUAGGAGUGGGACUCUUGGCCUCUCCUAAUGAUUAGAAAAGCUAGAAUAAAUUAUAUGAAAUAAAGAUUCCAACUUUUGGCAAAAUAACAAGCAA
Varanus komodoensis (Komodo dragon) is the source of this 2296-nucleotide messenger RNA. RefSeq names its product haloacid dehalogenase like hydrolase domain containing 3 (gene HDHD3). The record is from RefSeq and is a predicted model, not a curated record. The transcript is spliced from 2 exons. Bases 84 to 806 code for a protein of 240 amino acids. NCBI's taxonomy places the organism in Eukaryota, Metazoa, Chordata, Lepidosauria, Squamata, Varanidae.